AUGUCUCGUAAUGCUCUUUAUCCUUACUCCUACCAAUACUUCUUCACACUUAAAUGUGUCGAAACUGCCCAUAUAGAUGCUUCCGGGCAGCAUGGUCAACUCUACAAUGCACGAGUGGGCAGUGAGGAGUAUGAGAGGUACGGUGGUCCACAUUUGGAGCCUUCCGAGAUGCUCCUGAAGUACCACUUGCAGUGGCCUUCCUUCGCCAUGGAUGCUUGCCAAUGGGUGGACAGAGACAUCUACGUCCAGUGCCCUCGGGAGGCGCUAGUAAAUCAUGUCUGGCGUCUUGAGCGCGCGCACCUACUGCACCACAUUGCAGAGCACCGUGUCCCUGCCUCUUUAGAUGCAGUCGAUUUUCGGCAGGAGUGGAGCACCAUAAAGACGAUGCUCGAUGACAAGUUCGUUGAUCGCUGGAAUGUCAGAUGUCGCGGAACUACUUUGGUGAAUGCUUUCGAGUUUUGGCACCGAAGAAAUUUUAGCAAGAUCUUCAACGAUUGGAUCUCCGGGCCUGGCAAAGAAUACAGGUGCAAAUGCUGCAAGAAGGAGGACGAUUCGCCAAGGAACGAGGUCACGCUGUUGCAGGCACCCGGGACCUCAGUGUUGCCUUGGUAUGCCGGACAUGCCCAGGCAGAGGAGAUGUCAGAGAAGGACUACAACCAGAAGCUCCUCAAAGUCACCUUAAGAGUGCAGCGCCACUGGCGCGUCGUCACUGCGAGGAAGGUCUUCGCGAACAAGGCAGCUGCCUCGUAUACCGGCAGUACCGCCGACAAGCAGACCUUCUUGCUCCACUGGCAGGCGAAGUAUAUCAUCGCGAAUAACCUUCCGGCUAAUGAUGCCCACUGGGAUUCCGACGAUCCCGCGUGGAUUGGGAAAGCUUCCAUGUCGAAGCGCCAUCGAUUUCUUAUUCGGCGGAACCUGCAUUGGCGGUGGUUUAAUGCACUCGUUUUUGGCAUGAUGGAUGAGCAAGAACGAGUUUUUCCGAUGAGCACGUGUGCUCAAGACGCGCUUUCGGAGAUCAGAAUGAUGAAGGAAGCCGCGCUCACUUGGGUGAAUGGUGCUCGCGAGAGUGAGGGCUGGUCUCACAACGUGGGAUUGUUCUUUCAUGUCUACGGCCACAACAGUGUCAAUUCCCUGCAUCUGCAUGUGGUCGAUCUGGACUUCACUGGACCCAGCUUUGAGAGUCAGCAGUUCAAGAAUCUGCCAAUCGAUGCCGUUCUCCAGGUACUGUCGCAGGAAGUUGCGGGGACAUCCGACCGCUGCGAGACCAGCUCAAUGAGCUCUUUGCCGGCAAUCGACGAGUCGAUUGACUUGAAGCAGGAGACUGUCAAAGCGAGUCCUGUUCUGAAUGAUGCUGAUAUGUACCGACGAGCGCGGCAGAAGUUGUACGAGCUGGGGGGCGUGCGCGCUUUGCGGGACCAGUUGAGGAGACAAGGCUUCCUAAAGGCUGGCAGCCCGAAGCUGACCACAAGCAACAAGCCGUUCAAUGUUUUUGCACGCUUGGCGUACCAAGACACUGUUGGACGAGCCCUCUACGCUUCUGACACCACUUUUAACAAGAUCACCGGAAAAUCUGAGGGGCUCUCUCCUAAAAGCGGCGCUUCUUCGGCUCUCUCUUGA
This is a messenger RNA of Symbiodinium necroappetens, 1617 nucleotides long. The record is from the annotation of a GenBank genome assembly. NCBI's taxonomy places the organism in Eukaryota, Dinophyceae, Suessiales, Symbiodiniaceae.